AUGUUACAGAAGAAGGCGCCCCUAGUGAGCGUGGUGAACGAUAUCGCAGCUGGUCUGGCGAAUGCCGUUGCUGCUGCCGUUGCCGAUGCGGUGACAGUGGCUACGAUAGGCCGGAAUUUGAAUCUUAAUACCUCAAAUUCAUCACAACAACAGCAGCAACAGCAACCACAGCACCAGCAUUCCAAUAACAACGGAAACUGCUUUUCGCAACUUCGGCAACAGCUGGAGAUGGGAAAUGGUAGUUCUUCAACGGUGGGCAAGCUAUCGCCAUCGCCACCAAUCGUUGGACCAUAUAUCUCUCCUCAAGUUCAGCAGCAGCAGCAGCAGCAGCAGCAGCAGCAGGAACACAGCAGUGCGGAAACGGGCGGAUAG
Anopheles darlingi is the source of this 372-nucleotide messenger RNA. RefSeq names its product transcription factor kayak-like. The record is from RefSeq and is a predicted model, not a curated record. The transcript has 2 exons. Bases 1 to 372 code for a protein of 123 amino acids. Lineage: Eukaryota; Metazoa; Arthropoda; Insecta; Diptera; Culicidae.